AUGAGCUUCUUCGGCUCGAUAAAAGGUCGUUUCUCCAAGAAGGGCUCCGAGAAGAGCGCGGCAGCCGAGGCGUCUUCAAGCACACAACCAGCUCAGCCGCCACCCGCAUACACGCCCUUUGAUACACCACCAGCGCCACCCAGGAAGGACACGGGCGUCGGCUUGCGCGCGCAGGACGUCACCAAUGAUGACGACCCCUACGCUUUCCUCGCCCACUUUGACACCAUGUUCCUCAUCGACGACUCGGGCUCAAUGGCCGGUGCGCGCUGGCGAGAAGUCCAGACGGUGCUGAACCAAAUCGUCCCCGUCUGCGCCACGCACGACGAGGACGGCAUCGACAUUGAGUUCCUCAACUCGAGGACCAAAUUCACCAACGUCAAGGACCCGGCCGCCGUCGACGACGUCUUCCGCAAGGUCUUCCCCACCGCCGCCACGCCCACGGGCCGCCGCGUCAGGGAGAUGCUGCACCCGUAUCUGUGCGAGCUGGAGGCGGCCGUGAGCGCCGGCAAGAGGCCGUCUCAGACGGGCAUGAAGCCCAUCAACCUCAUCGUCAUCACCGACGGAGAGCCCAACGACCGCGCCCCCAACUUCCUUCCCGACGUGCUCGAGGACGUCGCCCAGAGGCUCGACAAGAUCCGCGCCCCGCCGCACCAGAUCGGCGUGCAGUUCUUCCAGGUCGGCCGCGACCGCACGGCCGCGAGGGCGCUGCGCGACCUCGACGACAACCUCGGCGGCAAGGUCAAGGGCGGCAAGCUGCGCGACAUUGUCGACACAGCCACCUUUGAUCUCGACGACGGCGAGACCUCUGUCUUGACGUACGAGGCCGUGCUGAAGGUCGUGUUGGGUGCCGUGGUGCGCAAGGUCGAUCAGAAGCACGUUCCUGACCAGAGGCAGUGA
Molecule: messenger RNA, 897 nt
Organism: Pyricularia pennisetigena
Lineage: Eukaryota; Fungi; Ascomycota; Sordariomycetes; Magnaporthales; Pyriculariaceae
Exons: 1
Coding region: 1-897 (298 amino acids)
Source: RefSeq, a predicted model, not a curated record